UAAGAAUUAGUGAUCGAUUCUGAAAACUGAGUAUAACAAACAGAAAUUACUUACAACUUUUUUUUGUUAAAUGAUCUCAUCGACAAUUAUUUUGCACAAUUGGCUCUUAUAGUCGCGGAAGACCAAAAUUUUAUAAUGGAGAAUCCAGAAAUGGAUAAACUUGGACAACCAGCUGAAGAAAAGGAUUCUCUUGUAUUACUACAACAUGAUUGCCACAAUAUCAAAUUGGAAUAUUCAUCUAUAUCAAGAACAGUGGAUAAUCAAACAAACACAAUGUCAUCAUUAUUAUCUGUGAAGAAAGAAACGGGGGAACUUCGCAUUAGUGCUCAAGGAAACGCAACUAUAAAGUACCAUAAUUGUGAUCGUUGUGGAAUGAAGUUUCCUUUGAAAACGAUGUUGAAUAGACACAGAUUGUCCCAUAAUGUCAAACGCUCUAUUCCAAGGAUCAAAUGCUCAAGAGAAAAAUAUGGAUACUCUAAAAAUUCGAAUUUACGGAAGUACAAUAAAUCUGUAUUUGGACAAGUUGAAAAACGGGAUUACAAUUGCAAUCUCUGUAAUUUUUCAUGUGGAAAAAGUAUUAGUUUAACCAUACAUUUAAAAAGAAAACAUGGGAUAAAUGAAGUUAAACCUGUUUCGAAGAGUCGCAAAUAUUCUUCCAACGAAGGUAAUUCAAGCACACGAAGAUCUACGAGAAAUAAGAAAGUUUAUCACUUUUGCGACAUUUGUGACUUUAAGUGUAAGCAGGAUGAUAUUUUGGCUGCACAUGUGGCACAAUGUCAUCAAAAAUCAGAGAAGAAAAUAAAAAAUUUAUCAAGCAGGUCAACCAAGUGGAAUUGUGGAGUCACAAAAGCUGAGGAAGAAAAGUUCGAUAAAGAAGUACAACAAAACGCUCCGACUUUUUCUUGUUCAUGUUGUACUUUCCGUUGUAAAAAGAGAUCGACUAUGACGAGUCAUGUUGCCAAGAAGCACAACAACAAAACUAAUCUAGAAGAAUGCUGUGAUCUUUGUGACUUUAAAUGUGCAAAGAAGAGUACACUUUAUUCACAUAAACGUCAACAUAAAAUUGAAGCCUUGAAUAAGGUUUAUGCUUGCAACGAGUGUGGCUUCAAAACGAUUAAGAGAACGUCGUUGUAUUCUCACAUCAAAAGAAAGCACAAAACUACAAGAUCUUGUACUGGUAAUGACCAGCCAGAGUUAUUUUAUUGCAGCCAGUGCGAUUACAAAAAUAAGAACAAAUACGAACUGAAAGUUCACGUAGCUAGAAAGCAUACUGACGAUUUUAAAUUCUCUUGUGAAACCUGUGGAAAGAAAUUUAAAGUCAAAGGUGAUCUGACGAAUCAUAUAAGGUUCAGUCAUCGAGAACAGCCAGUGAUUUGUGAUGUCUGUGGAAAGACUUGUUUAAAUAGCAAUUCUCUAUACGUGCAUCAAAAGUUUGCUCAUUACAAAGCUAAAUACGAAUGUCAAGUAUGCAAGAGACGAAUGGUGAGCCAAGAAAACUUGAAUGAACAUAUGAUUAGACAGCAUGAGAGAAAGGAGAAUGUUGUUUGUGAAGAAUGUGGUAAAACAUUUUCUAGAAACAGUAGAUUAAAAGUUCACAUGAGAAUUCAUACAGGAGAUAAGCCUUAUACUUGUACCAUCUGCAGCAAAGCUUUUGCGCGUAGAACUGCAUUGAAGCAACAUCUUCUAAUACACACUGGUAUGAGACCAUACGUGUGUGAUAUUUGUGGGAAGGCUUUUACUCAGAAACCUGGAUUGAUCAGUCAUCGGAAAUCUCACCCAGGAUCUCAUCCACCUUUACCAAGAGUUCUCAUCGAUCAUAUAUUGAAUGAAGUUAUGAAUAAUUAAGACUAUUUGAUUUUCCACUGAUUACGUGUUUCUAAAUUACUACUUUUCUAGUACUUUUUCAAUAUAGCUAUAUGGCACAACCUGUGUUUUUUACAAUAUCUUGUUAUUAGCUCAUUCUAAAAGACGUAGAUAAGAAAAGUGUCUAAAGGAAUAUGUUAAUGUUAUUAUUCUUUAAUCAUUAUUAAUAUUUAGAUAGACAUACGUGUAUAGAUAUCUUUUUACUUAAAGUGCAAUGUUUAAAUACUGUUUACAGGGUUUAUUGGGUUUUGACUAUUAUCGAUUUUAAUAGUUCACUUGUAAUCUUUCACAGAUUUUCUGUAAUAACAUAUCCACAUCUGUCUUACAAUGUUUCUGAAUUAUCGAUGUUCUUGACAUUUAAAAAAAGAAAUCAUAUUUUACAUUUAUUAUAUCUAUAUUUACAUUCAUGAG
Molecule: messenger RNA, 2274 nt
Organism: Polistes dominula (European paper wasp)
Lineage: Eukaryota; Metazoa; Arthropoda; Insecta; Hymenoptera; Vespidae
Product: zinc finger protein 665-like
Source: RefSeq, a predicted model, not a curated record